Homalodisca vitripennis (glassy-winged sharpshooter) is the source of this 8456-nucleotide messenger RNA. RefSeq names its product alpha-catulin (gene alpha-Catr). Bases 192 to 2393 code for a protein of 733 amino acids. Gene Ontology annotation, molecular function: cadherin binding; actin filament binding. The record is from RefSeq and is a predicted model, not a curated record. Gene Ontology annotation, biological process: cell adhesion; Rho protein signal transduction. The transcript has 12 exons. Lineage: Eukaryota; Metazoa; Arthropoda; Insecta; Hemiptera; Cicadellidae.
GUCACUUCUUCGCAUGCUCCCGGUAUCGGUGGCCUGGGCGCCCGGGAGUUGCAAUUCCUCCGUAGUCACUUCCCCGUCGACAUUAUGCUGCCGAAAUGUAUUUCUCGUCUCGGUAAACCCGCGAGUUGUUGACGAAGGCUUGAGUAGCGUCUGGUUUUAUUAUAGCCUGCUGUUAUCAGUCGCCAGAAUCUAUGGCGACCCUCUCCGAGAGGCAGAUUUCGACCCUAGUUAGUCAUAGAGAGAGAGCAUUAUGUUCGGAGAGAUCAAUUCGUGCUGUGGCGCGUGUGGGCCAGGCAGUCAACUUGGCUGUGGAGAGGUUUGUUACCAUUGGCGAGACUAUUGCAGAUGACAAUCCUGAGAUCAAGACAGAGAUGUACCAGGCUUGUCGAGAAGCAAGGGCAGCAGGUACAGCUAUAGAGAAGUUAUGUGAGGCCGCACUGGAGGAUUCUUUAACUGACAGAAGUGCGGUGGUGCGUGCAGCACGGUGUCUUCUUAGUUCCGUCACUAGAGUGCUCUUAUUGGCUGACAUUGUCGUCGUUAAACAGCUGUUGCUCGCCAAAGACAAGGUUGCCAGAAGUCUGGGAAGAUUAGAGAGUGUUACCAACUUCACAGAGUUUGUUAAGGCCUUCAGUCAGUUUGGUGCGGAGAUGGUUGAGUUGGCGCACCUGACAGGUAACCGACAGAACGAUAUGAAGGAUGAACGGAGACGGGCUCAGAUGGCAGCGGCACGGCAAGUGUUGGAGAGAUCUACUAUGUUGCUACUCACUUCUUCUAAAGCCUGUCUGAGACACCCUGAUAGUAAUUCAUCAAGAGAGAACCGAGACACAGUGUUUUGUCAGAUGCGACGAGCUAUGGACUUGAUACACUAUGUGGUGAAGGACGGGGUGCUAGAUGGCGGAGGAGGGAUGGAUAGUGGGGGGGAUACGGAGGAAGACUGGGACGCUGGAAAGACGGUGGUGGCUGCCAUACGUCAUUACGAGUCUACGUGUGAAAUGACAAGACUAACGCUGCUGACCCCUGCCACUCGGGAGACGUUAUCGUCAUCGGUCGACACCAUCGUAGAGCGGACCCAAGACUUCACAGACUCAGCCUACACGAGCCACGAGCACCGAGAGAACAUACUGCUGCUCUGUGACCGAGUUCGGAUGGAACUCAAUCAGCUGUUACGUGUUGGGGUCAGUUUGGACCAGACGGAUGGCUACUCGCCGACAAGGGAGAUGGAGAGUGCGGUACUAAGCUGUCUGGAGUCAACAAGAGAACUGCGUGCACAGUUGCAGGUGACGGCCAGAGAGCAGUGCGCAGAUGUGGACAAUCUGACUCGUGCAGGGGUUGAUAUGGUCGGGACACUGCGUAAUACUGCGCUUUCAGCGGAUCAGGAUCGGCUAGACGAGGCAGGUGACAGGUUCAACGAGAUGGUGGAACAUAUCUUAGAGGUGUGCAAGCUGAUGAGGCACAUGGCACCCUCGGAAACGCUGCAGGUGUCAGCUCGUUAUACAGAGAUCAACUUACGGAUAUAUGGACCUCAGGUGGUGACAGCAGCCCACACACUCAACCAGCAUCCUACUUCCAAGAUAGCUAAAGAGAACCUAGAGGUGUUUGCGGAGAUGUGGCAAUCCCUGAUGACUGAUGUGACGACGGUGUGCAAGGAUGUCAUGGAAAGUACUAGGCAGCCAGAGAAACAGACGUACAUGUCCCUACCGAGACCUGGGAAACAUGGAACUACAAGUAAGCCUCUAAAAUCUGUGAGACUUGAUGUAGAGGAGCAAGAGAAAAUUGCGAAGGCGGGGUUGGAGAUGAAGUUAGCAACAUCGGAGAUGGAAGCAGAGACAGAUCGGUGGCAGGAGGGUGUCCUGGGAGGCCCCAACGUCGAUGAGAACAACGACAUUGUCAAGCGUGCGCGGAAUAUGUCACGUAUGGCUUUCAGCAUGUAUCAGUUUACGAAGGGUGACGGACCACUCAAGACAACUCAGGAUCUGUUUACGCAAGCUGAAUACUUUGCGGAAGAGGCCAACAGACUCUACAAGGUUGUACGACAGUUCUCUUACCAGGUGCCUAUUGGAUCACACAAGAAGGAACUUCUGGAGCACCUAGAUCGUGUGCCCACGUAUGUGCAGCAGUUGCAGUUCACCGUCAAGAAUCCCACGGUCGGCAAGGCUGCCACAUUCACCAAGGUUGAUAGUGUAAUCCAUGAAACCAAAAACCUCAUGAGUGUUAUUUCUAAAGUUGUGACAACAUGCUUUGUCUGCGCCACCAAGUAUAACCUGGACUUCCGAGGUCUGUCAACGCGUGGUUCUGGCGGGGGCAGCCUGCGUGAUGAUGAGGGCUCAGGGGCUGGAGCGGGGGGUGAAGGGGGCAAGCUGGGUGGGGGGGCAGGCUCGGACCCGUCCAUAUGACAGUUCGGGAUGGCUCGCAGAGGCAAGGGGGACGCCCGUCGCACUCGGGUGUCCUUCCUACUCUUCUGAGCCAGUUCCCGAACUUCCAGAUGCGACAUUCGGCUGGCCAUGCAGCUCUUCAAAUCAGUGCCAUCUGUAUGGUAGACAUCUUCCUCUUAAAAAUAUUAGUACUAUUAAUAAAUCUAAAGUUGUAGCUGUAAUUACUUGUCUCUUCAAAUUUAUCAUUGCACUUUUUCUUCUUUUUCACAAUCUUUUCCUCACAAACAGGCCUGAUUAACAAUUAGUGGGCCGUAAACCUAGUACAAAACACAAAGAACGGUUACGACAGGAACUGAUUCAAGACAAUAACUUAACUUAGUUCUUUAGCAAUCGUUAUCGUUUCAGUCAUACAGAAGGCACAGGAUUUGACAGUGAAACAAAAUUAAAGUGGUUACAGGUUACGAUAUAGGUUCCACAAGCAGUUCAAGUUCCUAAUGGUUUGUAUUCAUUAUUGAGUGUUCAUUUAAGCUCGGUUCUUGGUAUUUUGAAUCAAUGUGUUAGACAAUAAAUAAUAUAGUAUAUUUAGUCGGAUUAAUUUUGUUUCACCAUGGCUGUGAGGUUGGCCGAAGUGUCGAGUUGGGCGGUGAUGCGCUCAGUGACUUGGAGAUGACAAAUGGUUUAGGCAAUAUGAAGGGUUGUUUAACCUGGAUGUCGAGUGACAUAACAGCAUCUCUGUUGUACAAGUAUUCUGUUGUGAUCUUCACACCAUACUUUACAGUAGUCGAGCUAACUUUGAAAAUACAAGUCAGAAAUCUUCAGUUCAAUUUGUUGGAGAAAAAAAAAGCUACCAGCUUUCACAGAAGACCACUAAAUGAGUUAUAGAUGUCUAAAUGUUGAAGUUCCUCAUUAGUGUAACCAGUAUGAACAAAAGUUGCAACUAAGCAUAGGUGCUCAAAAUGUAUACUGUCAAAACCAAAGUCUAAACUUUAGUAGUUUUUCAAUCAGGUUGAAAGAAAAAUAUGUUAUGUUUAUCCUCUUUGGAUUGUUAAACGUAGCUAGUAAAAAGUGAAUUAUAAACCAUAUAAUCAUUAAGACAUUCAUAACUCAUUUAAAUCAACACUAGAGGAAGCUUGUAACAUUCACAGUUUUCAUGUUCUAUACAAAUGUACAUCCUUUUUUUUAGAAAUCCUUCACUAGAAAUCAUUUGGUUUCUGGCUGUCUAAAAUCAUCAACUCUAGGGUCGUAUCUGAGAGUGUCCUUUUUUAAGAAAGACAAACUAUUACAAAUAUUUUGACAAGUAUGAAAUAUUUUAGACCACUGGUAUCAAAAGUAACAUUACACAAGUUAUGUUAUUCUAGGAACAAUAGAAUAAUCAUUCUCUCAUUUGAAACCUAGCCCAUUUAUGUUUAUUCUUUAUCAAAUAGUUGGUCUGUUGGAAAACUGGUGUAGUGUUUGAGAAGUAAAGAAAUGAAUCAAUAAAAAAUAUCAAUUGACAGGUAAGACUGAGAGCUGUUAAGUCACUCUGGUCUGAGCUAUUUGCCGUCUUCAAGGGUACCACUACCACAGUCACAGUUGGGGACUCAGUUGUCCGGGUGAUACUCGGUGGUGCGACAAGGCGUGUCACUUCCUGUCAUAUCCCGCCAUUCCCUGUUCAUGUUCUAAAUGAGGAUCCUACGUGGAUGACACACCGCUCGACUCUACAGACUUCCAUUCCCGGCCCGCAAAGUACAAAGUCGUCGGUUACUAUUCGAGUGGUGUGUCCCCACCGACUAUAACAUAAUGUAAUAUUAGUGUUUUUUUUAUACAUAUAUAUUCGCAUUGUUUUGUAAUCAGUGUAUUUUUUGAAAGUCGAUCGUUUGAAUCUUUACAAGGUGUUCCCGUUACAGAUGGAUUUAUUUAAAACACUAUCAGGGAUAUUGAUGUUCUAGUUUAGAGCAUGAGUAAUCUGCCUUUUCGUAUGUCUUGUACACGAUAAUAAUUAUAGUUAGGUUUUUAAUAACAUUUUGUAUAUAUGUACAUGGAUGGAAUUGUAUUUUGUUAAGUAUUGUUAGUACCGACGAUGUACGCGGCUAUGUUUGCUCCGCGUCAGCACAAGUUACGGCGCACACGUUCGUACCCUGGGCUGCUGAACUAGACACGUUUUUGAGUAGCACAGAGCUUCAAAUAAGACUUAAAUAAUGUUUUGACAAAUCUUAGAAUAAUUAGAAGUUGUUAAUUGAUCGUUUCAUUGUGGAUUCCAAAAGCAAACUUAUUACAAGAUUUAAAGUGUCUAUUUUUAUCCGUAAGUGAAUGUAGCUAUGAACAUAGUGGUCAAAGUUUUUCAAAUGCCUGGAAGUACGGAUUAUUUGCAUUUCGCUCAUUGUCUGUUAGUGUUAUUUAGAAAUAUCUUGUUGUUUUAUUAAAAAAAUAAUAGUUGUAAAAAAGGUGGAUGACAUUUCAUUCAUUAGUAAGGUGAAAAUAAACAUGAUUUAAAGGAUUAACUUGUUAUUUAAAUGCUUUACAAAGUGUUCAAUAUUUCUUCCUUUGUAAGACAAUAAGUGUAGAGAAGCUUUGUAAAGAAGAGGUGAAAAUUAUUUUACUAAUAGUUGUAGUAGUUUGUUUUUUGUAGGGUUUAUUUACCUAAGUUUCUUUAAGGCAAUCUAUGAAAUCUUGUCCAUCUUCAAGUUAAAAUAUCAACAUCUCUGUUUUAUAUCGAUUAAGUUUAAAUAUUAGUCAAUGAAUUUGGGAUUUUGCAUUGUUGCACACUUUUUACUAAUUGUAUCAAAGAAUGACAUAGCUUUUAUCAGUGAAAAGAAUAAUCAUAGUCGAUAAAAUGUAGUUAAGAAUUUUUCAAUCACCCUAGUUACCAUAUUAUCUUGUUAAUAUCGUAAGUUUUUUACCGAGUUAGACAAUCUCACCUAACCCUGACCCAGAGAUGCAGUUUUGCUUUUGGAAAACGGUCUCAACUCUGAGAUUUGUUGAAAUUUGAUUCUUUAAAGUGUUUUUAUAUAGGUAGUUUUUGUAUAACUAGUGCCGCCUGUUUUGAGAGUAGAUGUCCCACGAUCUGUGAUAACCAGUAAGCGCCGGCCUAGCGCGCUACCCGCUGUCGGCAAGCAGCUAGCGGCUAGCAACGGCGAUCCCCUCCCACCCUGUCUCAGUGUGCCAACCGCUGCGCUGGCUCCGUUGUUGUACAAACUUAGUUUAGUCGGGGAUGUGCGGAUGUUGUUGUUCAAAACCUUGAAGAAGAAGAUUAGCUAUAAAACAUAACACUUUUUCUGAGUUUAACGAAGGUUGCAAUUGACAAGUAAUUAUUUCUGUGGUGAAAUAAUCGAUAAUAAUAAUGUAAACAAUUGUAGAAUUGUGAUAUCAAACCUCAGUAGCUAAAUUAAUAAUAGUGAAAUAAUAUUAAAAUGUAUUAAUAAUAUUACAAUUUAAACCACAAAAAUAUCAUUUUCAUAUUUUACCUAAGAAAGCUGGUGGUAACACAAAGCAAACGCGUACAUCCCCUUCCCUGCUCGAUCGUUAUAAAGGAUGUUUAACCUAAUGUUCUAGUCAAAUAAAUAAUUGAUAUAUUUUAAGAAAGUGUAAGUUUAUAAAAUAAUGAAUUCUUGAUGUAUUUCUAAUUGUUACAAAGUUUUUUUUCCAUUUCAUCAUCGUAUUUGACUUAAUAUGACAAACCUUGUACAUUGUGAUUGAAACGCAGGGUGUUUAGGAUACAAUCAAUUGAUAACCUUCCCCUUUUUUACUCUAACUGUUGUAACCUACCUUGUUACAAUGUUUGUCGUUGUUGUGUGCAUAUGUUUUCUGUUAGGAUAAUUAAUUGUAAAAGCGUUUAUUUUAUAAAUUAUAAUUUUAAAAAACACCAAUAAAUAUAAUAAUACCUGUGUAAACUAGUUCCUUGUGUUAUAACGUGGGUUUCUGACUGUUAUAAGGUGUUGUUCAAUGGAAGCUAUUUUUAAGACAUCCUUUGAUCUACUAGUUGUGCCGUUAGUUUUGUUUGUUUUGAAUUUGUUGUGCACUUAAGGGGAAUUUCAUGUUGUUAUUCUUUUGAUAAUUGUCUUCCAUUAUAGGAUGUAAUUUAUUAGAGUAUUUAAGUUACCAUUAGUUUGUGUUCAUAAAUCAUGUUUUUGUUCUUUUAUUUAUUUGUGUAUAUAUAUAUUUUUUUUUUUGUAUGUGAAACCCUACAAAUGUUCAUACAAGUUUGAUUUUAAUGAAAAUAAUUAAUUGAAUUCUGUAAAGUUAUUAAAGUAACGUUAUGAAUGGUUUAUGUAUUGAAUAACAUUGAAAAUAAAAAUUUAUAGAAUUCAAAGCUUUAUGUUAAAACUUGAAAAAUGAAAGUUGUAAAUUUAAAAAUCUCAUAUUAAAAUGGAAAGUAUUUGGAAAAAUAUUAAUAGCCAAAGAUUCUAAAAGACUUUUUGUAGUAACUGACAAAAUGUAGAUUACUUUCAUAAUUUGUUUAUAAAUCAAAUUCUUCAAAGCAGGAAUUGUUUGCAAUCUAUUAGAAUAAGAAACAUGUUUUUGAAGAUUAACUACUUAUUUUAUAUUAGAAAUCCAAAAUUACAUAACUUAUGUCAUGAGGUUUCUUUUAUUUUUGGAAAAACUAAAUAAACACUACAAAAUAUGUUUCUUACUCACCAAAACAAGUAAUGUGUACUUGUUCCAGCAUUUAGAAAUAAUUCAGUAUGAAGACGAAUUCUAACACAUUCAAAAUCUUGAUGUAUUUUGACCUAACUGUGGAGAACCAUCUUCAGCCAAUAAAUGUUGAACUAAGACUGCCAGGUUUUCAGUAAUUUUAUGUCUCUUUUGUUUAAGUUAUUUUACUUCUGAUUAUUUCUAAGGUCUCUCCUAUUAUCCUUCUAUAAUAGUAUGGACUUUUUACAAGUACUUUUGAUUGUAGGAUUCUAUUGCUUGUUUGGUUUUAUAACUUGUUCUGCAAUGUCUGUAUCGCGAUGUAUUAUGUGCCUAAAAGUUAGGCACACAAAACAUUUCUGCUGAUAUACAGGCACUGAAAUAUUUUGAUUCUCUGAAGCUAGAUUUAAUUGUGUUAGCAAUUUUUCAAAUAUGUGAACAGGAAAACUUGGAUGAUAAUCCCUGUCCUGUAUUCUAAAUUAGCGAAUUCUGUAUGUUAAGACCACUGAAUUACCAUGGAAUAAUAUAACCUUAAAAUACCAUAUCAGAUUAUGGUUUAUAUCAGAAUAGUGUAGAGCUAACCAGAACACAAAAGUUGUGUUUUGUCUUCCUUCCAGUAUUUAGUAUCUUAUCAGUUCUGAACCAAGCACGUUAUUAUGAUGCCAUUUUACUUCAGACUUAUCUAUGUAUUGAAUUGAUAUUUCUUUCUGUCCGGGUUUUAUUCUUCAUUAGUUUUAUAGAUUUAUUAAACAAAAAUUAAAAUAUAUAAAAUUUAGACUAUUGAUUACGCACUGUUAUAAGCAUAACUCAACAUUUUAGGAAUUUUGGUCAACCACAGAUUAAUUGGUUUCCAGUGUACAAACAAACAGUUUAGGAACAAUAAUUAUAAGAAUGAUUAUUGAUUUAAAUUUUGAAAUUGAGAAUAUUUAGAAUGAACCUAUACUAGUACUAACAUUACUGCAUUACUGCAGUACAUUACUGCAAAAUUCAUAAAAAUUACAAAUGAAAUAAUAAAAUACUGAUCUCUGAGAAAGGUUAUGAAUUUUGUUUGUGUACUUCUUUCAUUUAAUUCAAUUAGUAUUUGAAUUUUGUAAUUUUACUUUUAGAUUCACUUGAAAACAAUUUAAAUAUUUAUUUGAGUUUAUUUCAAAUUAAUUUUAGUAUUUAUGGUUAUUAUUGACAAUGUUUACCUGAACUCUAAUUAAACUUGUGAUAAGUUGUUAAGGUUAGAAGUAGUGUGGAUAAAUUCUAAACUAGUCAUCAAUAGAGACUGUAGACUAGUGGUGUGAUGAUCCCCUUAAGUUGCACAAUCAUCUGUAUUGUGAAGACAUAUCAUUUUUAUGCUGUUAUCAUCUUUUUGUUGGGGUGGAAAUUUGUAGCCUGUUCUAUUUUAUAAAUGUAUGUUAUUUAUUAUGAUAAUUAUUAACAAUGCUAGACAGGCAAUAAAGACAUAUUUUGAUUAGGUUAGACAUUUAA